AGAAAGAACAAUCAAAAUGCAGGCAGGGCACAGGACAAAGCACUAGGGACAAAAUAAAAAAAAAUGACAUUUAAAAUUUUUAAAUUUGCCGCCGGUUCCGGCGCCCGUACGUCCCGACGUCACAGGGACAGGAACACGGAAGCCGGAUGCCGGCAUCGGCCGGAGGAGAUUGCCGGGGACGCUGCAGGGGACACAUCACAAGAGCGAAGAACAAGGUAAGCGCUGCAGGGACUCCCUGAGCAACGCCGCAUGGUAAGCCCGAGUGUAGCUCGGGGUUACCGCUUGUGGUACUGAAAU
Molecule: messenger RNA, 297 nt
Organism: Staurois parvus
Lineage: Eukaryota; Metazoa; Chordata; Amphibia; Anura; Ranidae
Source: the annotation of a GenBank genome assembly